Sorghum bicolor (sorghum) is the source of this 1122-nucleotide messenger RNA. RefSeq names its product regulatory protein RecX. Lineage: Eukaryota; Viridiplantae; Streptophyta; Magnoliopsida; Poales; Poaceae. Gene Ontology annotation, biological process: regulation of DNA repair. The transcript is spliced from 6 exons. The record is from RefSeq and is a predicted model, not a curated record. The coding region runs from base 61 to 921 and encodes 286 amino acids.
CAAAGAAAACUGCCGCAGUGCCGCUGCCCAGUGCUGCCGUCACGCUACUGGCCGGUAGGGAUGUCGGCCAUGGCGGCGGGCCGCCGCCUCCUCCAUCUGCCGGGGCUCGAGCUGUGCCUGCGGUCCCGUGCGCUUACCCUCCUCUCCUCCUCGCGGGCAGAUGGGAUGGCUCGUUACUGGCGCGAGCCUCCGCGCCGGAAGCUUGUGACCUGUCGGCAAGGUGCUUUCGAAGAGGGAAAUGCAGUGAGGGAUAAGGCUGUGCCGAUUUCAGAUGAACUGCUCGGCCAUUGCAAGGAUGCCAAUGGCAGGGCUCUAGACCUAGAGCCCAUUGGAAAGAGCUCUGCCAAUGAGUCUGUGCAAUUGUCUUUCGAAGAGGAGGAGAGUGACGACGUGGUGUGCGAAAUUAGCGAAAGCUUGGUGCGAGAUGUGGAGAAGGCUGCAAUUGAAUUGCUUGCUGCCAGAGCUUUCACUGUUUCUGAGCUUAGGAAGAAACUACGAAGUAAGAAGUAUCCUUUUGAUACAAUUGAUGCUGUAAUUGCUAAUUUCAAGUCAAGGGGUUUGUUGAAUGAUGGUUUUUAUGCUGAAUCAUUUUCGCGAUCCCGGUGGCUAUCAUCAACAUGGGGUCCAAGGCGAAUAAAACAGGCACUUCGCCAAAAGGGUGUGCCAGAGGCAGAAGUAGAUCAGGCAACAAGACGAGUGUUCCAGGAUGGCCAUGGCCAUGGAAAAGAGGCAACGUUUGGCAUAUCUGAAGCUUCCAUGGAUCAUCUGUUUGCUCAGGCAUCCAAACAGUGGCAGCGUGGGCAAAGCUUGACCCUGGAGAAUCGCCGUGCACGCAUUGUGAGGUGGCUUCAGUACCGAGGCUUCAACUGGGCUGUGACCAAUUCCAUCAUCAGGAGGCUGGAGGCUCAACACCCUCCCUGACUCAUCUGCUUUGCAAGUUAGUGCAGUGUAUUACUCUUGUUUCUGAUUAACAUGCUCAGUCAACAGCGGGACAAGAACACAAGACCUGUUGGCUAUUGCUUUGACAUCAUAUUUCAGAUAUUCCGGUUUGUGAAAUGGGAAUGUGAACUCUGACUAGAUGAAUAGUGAUGAACGCCUCAAGUUCAAACUGAGUUGCCUUCU